GUACUUGGUGUACGUCUGCAAAUCUCUAUCUAUCAUCCGAUUCAUCAUUUUGAAAAUACCAAAUAGGAUGAAGAUAACCCUUUCUGAGUCCUCCCUCUGCUCCUUCAUGAAACCAUGCAUCUGAACAGUAAUGUGACUGAGUUCAUUCUGCUUGGGCUGACAGAAGAUCCUGUCCGGAAGAAAAUAGUUUUCAUCAUUUUUUUGCUUGUCUAUCUGGGGACAUUGUGGGGUAACUUGCUGAUUAUUACUACCAUCAGGACCAGUCGGGCUCUUCAGAGCCCAAUGUACUUCUUCCUUUUCUAUUUAUCCUUGUCUGAUACCUGCCUAUCUACUUCCAUAGCUCCUAGAAUUAUUGUAGAUUGCCUUUCGAAGAAGAGCAUAAUUUCUUUCAGCGAGUGCAUAAUCCAAGUCUUUACAGCCCAUUUCUUUGGCUGCCUGGGGAUCUUCAUCCUGAUCCUCAUGGCUGUGGACCGCUACGUGGCCAUCUGUAAGCCCCUGCACUACACGACCGUCAUGAACCGCAGGGUGUGUGGAGUGUUGGUGGCCGUGGCCUGGGUGGGAUCUUGUGUGCAUUCUUUAGUUCAGAUUUUUUUGGCCCUGAGCCUGCCUUUCUGUGGUCCCAAUGUGAUUGAUCACUAUUUCUGUGACUUGGAGCCACUGUUGGAACUUGCCUGUGCAGACACUUAUGUGGUCAACCUGCUCCUGGUGUCCAACAGUGGGGCCAUUUGUUUAGUGAGCUUUGUCCUGCUGAUGGUCUCCUAUGUCGUGAUCCUGCACUCGCUCAGAAACCACAGUGCUGAAGGGAGGAGAAAAGCCCUCUCCACCUGCGUCUCCCACAUCAUUGUGGUCUUCCUGUUGUUUGUACCUUGUAUAUUUAUUUACACGCGCCCUGCUACCACCUUCCCUGUAGACAAGAUGGUAGCUGUAUUUUACACUGUUGGGACACCUUUGCUCAACCCUCUGAUUUACACACUGAGGAAUGCAGAAGUGAAAAAUGCCAUGAGCAGGUUGUGGAGCAAGAAGUCGAUCUCAAGUGUCCUGCAAUGAGAGGAGGUUUCCAAGCCCUCUUCAUCAU
Molecule: messenger RNA, 1075 nt
Organism: Chinchilla lanigera (long-tailed chinchilla)
Lineage: Eukaryota; Metazoa; Chordata; Mammalia; Rodentia; Chinchillidae
Product: olfactory receptor 4C16-like
Exons: 2
Coding region: 115-1047 (310 amino acids)
Biological process (GO): G protein-coupled receptor signaling pathway
Cellular component (GO): membrane
Molecular function (GO): olfactory receptor activity; G protein-coupled receptor activity
Source: RefSeq, a predicted model, not a curated record